Chaetomium globosum CBS 148.51 is the source of this 711-nucleotide messenger RNA. RefSeq lists its product as uncharacterized. Bases 1 to 711 code for a protein of 236 amino acids. The record is from RefSeq and is a predicted model, not a curated record. Gene Ontology annotation, cellular component: ribosome; mitochondrial small ribosomal subunit. Gene Ontology annotation, biological process: mitochondrial translation. Gene Ontology annotation, molecular function: structural constituent of ribosome; small ribosomal subunit rRNA binding. Lineage: Eukaryota; Fungi; Ascomycota; Sordariomycetes; Sordariales; Chaetomiaceae. The transcript has 3 exons.
AUGUCGUGCAGGCAAUGGCUCUCCUCGGCCUUGCGCCAAUGCCAAUCUAGCCUGGUGCAACAUCAACAACCACGACUCUUCUCGACGUCAGCCCCCGUCGCAGCCAUCCGCGACAUCUUCGGUGAGAGCCCGUCCGGGACGCAAGGGAGCCGGGGCCCCCGCUCAACCUCGAACGCGAACCCGAACGAGGCCCUCCACGGCAUGCUCACGGCGGGCAUGGAACGGGGUAACCCGCUGUCGGUGGAGGAGCAGCGCCGGGUGAUGGAGCAGCACGGGACGCAGGCGCACAUCAAGGACAUGCGGCAGAACCUGACGACCGACAACUACGUGCGCCAGAUGCCGCGCCGCUGGCGCAUCGGCGAGGUCUACUCCCCGCGCGACAUGAAGCCCGCCGAGAUGAGCAAGUGGCGCCAGGGGCGGCCGCCGAAGAAGGACAUGGUCGACAUCCUGGGCUUCAGCCCGCUAGACAACUACAAGAACUUCUCCCUCAUCUCCGAGUUCGUGACCCCCAUGGGCCGGAUCCGGCAUUCCAACGACACCGGUCUGCGGCCCGUCAACCAGCGCAAGAUCGCCAAGGCGGUCCGGCGAGCCAUCGGCAUGGGCCUGCACCCCAGCGUGCACCGGCACCCCGAGAUCCUGCGCCUCCGCCGCCACGGCAUGCCGGUCGCGGCCAUCCCGGCGCCGGCCGAUCCUUCGCAGAACCGGCUAUGA